Molecule: messenger RNA, 913 nt
Organism: Pieris napi
Lineage: Eukaryota; Metazoa; Arthropoda; Insecta; Lepidoptera; Pieridae
Product: MD-2-related lipid-recognition protein-like
Exons: 4
Coding region: 89-544 (151 amino acids)
Biological process (GO): sterol transport
Molecular function (GO): sterol binding
Source: RefSeq, a predicted model, not a curated record
CUAUUAUCUUCGGCGCAAAGGUCGGAUGUCACUCGACGUUCGGUCAUAAAUAUCUCAUCAUUUGGAGUGCACGGUUGGUCGCAUUAAAAUGUUCAAAUUUCUUUUAAUUUCUGCCUUCUUCGGAGUAAUUGCAGCCGAAUCGGCGAAGUUCAUACCUUGUGAUGGAUCGCCACCAUGCUCCAUCUCAGAAGUGCGGAUAGACCCUUGCACCCACCCUGACCAGUGCAAGUUGAAGAAAGGGAACACCUACUCCUUAUCAUACGAUUUUAAGCCUGACUUCUCAGCUGACAAGGCGAAGACUGGUUUAUUUUGGGCAAAGACAGAUACUGAAGAUGUACCAUUCCCUGAAAUGUACAAUGCUGAUGCUUGCCAAUACACGGCCUGUCCUAUCGUCGCCAACAAACUACAGACAUUUGACUACAGCCUGCGACUCUCAAAGAAAUUGCCUAGCGGCCAGUACGUUUUCAAACUGAAGCUUUGGGAUGAAAAUGACGAUUCCAAGAAUUGCUGCUUCAAGACAAACAUUGAACUCAGAAGGAAAUAGACUAAAAUGUUUUACUGACUGUAUUGUUGUAAAUUUGAUUUGUUUGUAGUAUUAAGAUGACACACUAUCCGAACUAUCAUCUCAAGAAGCUUUUCUAUCGAAAAUUGUGAAUUAUUGCUUAUUUCCACAAUAAAUAAACUAAUAAAUAACUACCUAGCUCUUAGUUACGAGAACCCCAGCUGGUUUGUGCAUUCGAACCUCGGAUGUAUAGUUUUUUAUCUACUUGCUUAGAGACUGACGAUUUGUAACAACAUUAAUGAACACAUUAACAAUGUCAGGCAUCGGAAACUAAAUGAUACAUUAUAAUAAUUCAUAUAACAUGCAAUUUACAUUUAAAUAUGUGUGAUAAAGAUCCCUAUGAUAUUUCAA